AUGGAUCUGCUGCCGUCGAGCGCGGACGAGUUCAGGUCGCGCGAGUACUGGGACAGGUUCUUCAGGAAGCGCCGCGGGAAGGCGUUCGAGUGGUACGGCGAGUGGCACGAGCUCAAACCGCUGCUGCUGCGGCCCGAGUGCUGCGGCACUGCACACCGCACAGGCGGCGACACAAGCAAUGAGUCGCCGGUGCAGAUCCUGGUGGUGGGGUGCGGCAACUCGGAGCUGUCCGCGCACCUGCACGACCACGUCGCUCUUCCCCACGCCCCCGCCGGGCGCGUGCCCGCUGUCAUCACGAGUAUUGACUUCAGUACGGUUGUCAUCGACGAGAUGAAACGCAAGAAUGACGCGGCGCGGCCGAACAUGAAAUGGCAUGUGAUGGACAUGACCGCCACCACUGUACGUGCGCUGCGCGCAGAUGAAGAGGCUUCAGGCGGCUGCUGUCACGCGCUCGCACACACAGCAGUGCAGGGCCGCGGCGAGGAAGCCGCAGCGCCCGCACUCCCCCGUUCUGCUCCUCCCCUCCCCUGCUCUCAAUCCCCCGUUCCUUCUCCCCCAUUCAACCGCCCUUCUUCCACCCUUCUCCCCAUCCACUCGUCCCAAUCCCGCCCCCUUCCAUUCCCCCUGUCCCCGCGCGCACCUGCGGCGCGCGUGCAGUACGAGGGGGGCGCGUUCGACGUGGUGGUGGACAAGGGCGGGCUGGACGCGCUCAUGGGCGAGGAAGGGGGCGACGCCUCCACGGCGGGCGCGCGCCUGCUGCACGAGGUGCAGCGCCUCGUCGCCCCGGGGGGCGGCCGGUACCUCUGCGUCACCCUCGCGCAGAGCCACGUGCUGGAGCUGCUGCUGCGUCACUUCCGCGCCGCCACGUGGACCGUGGUCAUCCAUGCCGUGCCCAUCGUCCCGCACACCGCCCCCUCGCCCCUGCGCCCCUUCCUCGUCGUCGCCACCAACACCGCGCCGCGCUCCCCCACCUCCUCCUCCUCCCCCUCGCCCGCGGCACCGCUGCUGCCGCUAGUGGCGACGACGUUCGCGCGGGUGGCGCACAGCGGCAUCCACCCCGAGCAGCUGGCAGACAUCUUCACCCUCGUGGACCGCGAGAACCACAUUCGAUCCGCGCCCUGCAUGCCGCCGCCACUCCCUGCGCCCACUGUGGAUGCGAGCAGCAGCGCGGAUGCAGGUGCCGCACCGCCGUCCCUGGCAGCGCUGGCAGCGUACAGCGCGGGCAGGCGUGUGCUGUGCCGCCUCACCCCGCAUGUGCCAGGGGCGGCAGCAGCGGCGCAGGGAGAGGAAUGUGGGGAGGUCGUUGUGAUGGCUCCACCGCCGGAUGAUGGCACACCCUCCCCUGCCACGGACUCACGUGGUGGUGGCAGCAGUGCGUUCUCGGGUGUGGUGCUGGACGCCACGCCCACCAUGCUGGAUGGCGCCUCCCUGCCCUGUGCCGUCUUCCUCGUGCCCCAGGGCAUGAACCGCGACUGGCUGUAUGCAUCGGAGGAGGGGCAGUGGCAGCUGGUGGAGUCAGCCAAUGCACAGCGCCUCAUUCUGGUGCAGCAGAACGAGCAGCCGGGGCAGCUGCCAUUGACCAUGGCGCAAGUACAGGAGGAGCUGUCACCGCUGGUGCGGCAGCUGGCGCCAGAGUACUGCAGGAAGACCCGCUACGCCAUCCCGUACAUCACCACGGAGACGGCGGCCGUCACCGGCACUGUGCGCGCUGAGGUGGUGUCAGCGGUGACGGGCGCCAUGGUGGUGCUGGACGACGUGCGCUCGCCCCCCCUCUGCACGCGCCGCCUCGUCUUCCGCCGCAACCCCAACCUCGUGCAGUCCGAGGCCCUGCUCGUCCCCGCGCCGCCCCCCGCCCCUGCUGCCCCGCAAGAGGAGCCGCGCGGCAGCGCAGGGGGCGGGGCGUCUGAUGGAAUAGCCAAGGCGGGUGGGAAGAAAGGUGCGGCGGGAGGAAAGCAGAAGCAAGGGAAGGCAGCAGCAGCAGCAGCAGCAGCAGAUACGGCAGCGGGUGCGAGUAAGAAGAGCAAGAAAGCAGCGGCGAAGGCCGGUCGGAAGCAGCAGGCGGCGGAGGAGGCGGGUGGGAGUGCAGCGGGGGAGUGGGUGGUGGAGCACGGGCAGCUGGCGAGUGAGUACCACGGCGCCAUGCUGGCCGGGCUCAGCCUCCUGGCGCCGCUCAUGGAGGCCAGGGAGACCACCAACGCCCAGCUGACAGCAGCCGUGAUAGGGCUGGGCGGAGGGGCUCUGCCCAUGUUCCUGCGCCAGCACUUCCCCUUCACACGUAUCACCGUGGCGGAGCUGGAUGCGGUCAUGGGGCAAGUUGCCAGCGACCACUUCGGCUUCACACAAGACUCCGUGCUGCGAUUGCACAUUGGCGACGGUGUGGCGCUCGUGCAGUCCAUGGCAGCGCCCCACGGCACCCAAGGGGCGCAUCAAGAGGCACUGGUGGACCACACGGUAGCGCCAGUGCAGCGCGCCACAGCAGCUCUGGCCCUCUCAGGCAGUUCUGAGUGCGGCGGAGGAAGGCAAGGGGGAGCGGGGGUGGACGUGAUAUUCGUGGAUGCCGACUCCGAUGACCCCAGCACGGGAAUGAGCUGCCCGGCGCAAGUCUUCUUGGAGCCGCAUUUUCUUCAGUCUGCCCGAGCUGCCCUGAAUGAGGGAGGGAUGCUUGUGCUGAACGUGGUUGCGCGGGCAAGCAGCAAGUACAAGGCGGCUGUAGCUGCUGUGCGACAG
This is a messenger RNA of Closterium sp. Naga37s-1, 2727 nucleotides long. Lineage: Eukaryota; Viridiplantae; Streptophyta; Zygnematophyceae; Desmidiales; Closteriaceae. The record is from the annotation of a GenBank genome assembly.